Messenger RNA from Acanthosepion pharaonis, 699 nucleotides. Lineage: Eukaryota; Metazoa; Mollusca; Cephalopoda; Sepiida; Sepiidae. The record is from the annotation of a GenBank genome assembly.
AUGCGGUUCUCGAAUUGUUCGCUCUUCUCUCGCUUAUUUAUAGAUACGUUCGAGACGAUGCCAUUUGCAAAAGGCAAAGAAAAUAGGUUUCAGUCUCUUUCCAUUGCUUUUACACGUCUUUGUUUUUUCUACUUAUUCUUCAUGAUUCUUCUUGCCCGCUCUGAAGACCACAGCUUUCCUCGCAUUGAGCCUGCCUCACACCGCAAGUUAUCAGUUCACUCUUCUUCUUCUUCUCCUCCUCCUACUCCCCCUUUUCUUCUUCUUUUUUCUUCUUCUUCUCCUCCUCCUUUUACUUCUCCUCCUCCUAAUCCUUCUUCUUCUUCUUCUUCUAAUCAUUCUUCUUCUUCUUCUCCUUUUCUUCUUUUUUCUUCUUCUUCUCCUCCUCCGUUUUCUUCUUCAUCAUCUUUUCUUCCUCCUCUUUCUCCUACUUCUUCUUUUUUUUCUUCUCCUCCUCCUAAUCCUCAUCCUAUUUCUUCUUCUUCUUCUAAUACUCCUCCUUCUUCUUCUUCUUCUUCUUCUUCUUCUCUUCCUUUUUCUUCUCUUCAACCUAAUCAUCCCCCUCCUCGGCUUUCUUCUUCUCUUUCUCCUCCUUCUUUUCCUCCUCAUCCUUCUUCUUCUUUUCAACCUCGUCCUUCUUCUUCUUCUUCUUCUUCUUCUUCUUCUUCUUCUGUGCACUCUGUCCCUUCAAGGCAUGAGUGA